UCAGUACUAAAUACAAAUAACAUGCAUUUUGUAUGAUCCCUCUUAUUUAAACAUUAACAUUUUGCAGAUUUUGCAAGGUGUAUGUAAACUUUUGACUUCAGCUGUAUAUUUCAACAGCUGUUCAAAGAUAAGCACUUUUUAUUUAAACUUUACUUCUUUGCCAUGUCUAAUUUUUUAAUCACUCGGUAAUGUGGCCAAAAUAUGGCCACAUAAAUGAAUGUACACUACCGUUCAAAAGUUUGGGGUCAGAAUAGUUAUAUUUGUAAUGAAUUAAUAGUUUUAUUCAGUGGGGAUUUAUUAAAUUGAAAAUUCAGCUUUGCCAUGACAUGAAUAAAUGACAUCUUAGAAACUCAAAAUAGAAAACAGUAAUAUUUAAAUUGUAGUAAUAUUUCACCAUAUUGCUCUUCUUACUGUGUUUUUGAUGAAAAAAUGCAUACUAGGUGAGGAUAAGAGACUUCUUUCAAAAAUAUUAAACAAAUCUUACCAACCUUAAACUUUUAAAUAGUAGUGUAUGGAAAGAUAUUUCCCUUUAUGUACUUGUUUUGCGGUUUGCACGUUUGUUUCUGUCAAUUGCUUUGCAGUGCUAUCCAUUAAAAAAAUAUAGAAAUAACAGGAUUUUUAAUGGCUGUUGCAAAGUAGACGCCUAAUAAUACCACACCAGUAACUCACACACAAAAAGUACAUCAUUCACAUGAUUUAUUAUUCUCCCCCAUUCCCAACUCAUUGGUUUACAGGUGAUCUAAUAACUAUAGUAAUUCAACAUUCAUGUAAUCACCCUGAAAUGAGUUAUAUAUUUGUACAUAAACAACCAGCAAGUCUCUGGAGAAAUUCUGGCUCUAAAAGUAUCGCUUAUUGGCAUUGUGCUUAACAGAACAAUCUGUCUGAAUUAUCAGAGGAUGUUUACAAGUUAAUGCUGACAUGCGAUAUGUGACAGACAUGUUUCUACCAUGAGGGCUCGAAUAAUAAAGAUCCUAUGGAAGUACAUGAAGUCAUGAGUGAAGAAGUAUUGAAAAGUUGUUUUGCGAAACAUAAAAAGUGCUCUGUAUUACCUGUAAAACAUGCUGUGUUGGGGGCUUUGCCAGUUCUUUAGCAGUUCAGAUUGGCCUCUGAGCAUGUUACCAUAAGUAGGAACCCUUUGCAUGAGUUUUAAUUGCUAAAUGACGUGUUCUGUAAUAUUUGUGGUGAAAAAUUUUGCAGUUUUUUUCAAUAAAACAAGGUUUUCUUAUAAAAUCGCAUGUAAUAAUGAUCCUUUUAAUUAAGAUGUACACAGAUCUUAAACCGUUAAGUCACAGAGGUAAUUUAUGGACUGAAAUACUAAUUCCAUACAUAGCCAAGUUAACCUUUUUACCAGCCACUUACCAUUAUUCAUUUUUGCAAUCCAGAGUUAACAUAAUUGGGUUUCAGGACAUUUUAGCCGACUAUUACUUUUAGUACUUUCCCAUAUUAACUAAAAAGCAGAACCCAUGGAGGAAGGAUAAAAAUUAAACAUUAAGAACUCCUCCCUUUCUCUGUAAUGUUGUUUCUUCAUCAGUUACUGCCAGCUGUAAUCAUCCAACAGCCUCUGUGUCAGGUAAAACUUAUCCUUUGUUCUUUCUUAUCUCAUCAAGCUCAUUAUUCCUAUAUUAGAUGUUUAGUUUUGUUUUUGUCUGCGUAUUUGUGCAUCUAUAGAGUUGAUGUUUUUUUACUUUGUUGUUUGGAAAAUGAUCUAACCUUUAUUUUUCUGUAUUUUUUUAUAUAAAUAAAUAUAUUUUAUUCUAUUCCACUGAUUAUUGAUUAUUCACCUUGUUAUAUUUCAAGUAUUUUCUAGUGCUUCCUAGUGGAUUGUUUUCUAAUGGCAAUGAAGCACAUUCUUAUGUAUUUCAGGUCGAGGAGUAACACAAAAACUGACAGGACGGACAAAAAUCUAAAUCACAACAUACAGUUAAGUUUGAAUGUCCUAAGUCCAGUUCACAGAGCAUGGCCUACGCUGAAACUUCAACCAACGUGACAUUACAGCUGGAAGAAAAUGAUCUUGCUACGUUAAUGGAGAAAUUUAACUGGACAUCUGUGAAGACAGCUGUGUGUGCAUCUUCAUCUGAAAUGGUGGUUAUCUGGAUUAUUUUCUCCAUUGAGUUUGUUGUCAUGUGUCUGGCACUGUAUGGAUUGUGUUGUCUGUUUAGGUCGAACCAAGCUGUCCCUUUAUUCAUUAUAAAUCUAUUUGUUUGUGAUAUCAUCCAGAUUUGUGUCAAGCCUGUUCUGAAUUUUUGUACACUGAAUGUACAAAAUAAUGUAUUUUUUUUAGUAUUUCAUGUUUAUAUCAUGAGCAUAGUAGUUAACAUUGGCUUCAUGGUCUGUAUCUCUGUGGAAAGAUACGUAAUGAUCAAAUACCCUGUUUGGUAUCGACUUCAUCAUUCAUGUAGGAAUUUGUUUUUGAUAUGCUUGUUUGUUUGGGCAACGCUAUGUGGAUAUAUGGUGAUUGAUAUCUUUAUUGCACUUAAAGUGGAUGUGGAACUUGCAUUUCUUCUAAAUGUAAUAAUGUUUUUGUUACCUUAUCCACUGGUUGUGUUUUGCUUUGUGGGAUCAUGGAAGGCACUGUCUCAUUCGGUCGCAGUCACCCCUGAUGAGAGAAAGAGGAUUUUGAUCAUUCUGGCUCUUGUACUUUUCAGUUACACUGUGUUGUUUCUACCAAGCAUUGUACAAAACAUAAUUUUUGCAGUAUCCUUUAAGCACGGAAUAAGUAGUUAUUAUGAUAGUUUACAUUCAGUGUCAGGAAUCAUGUUGUAUUUAAAUCCACUCGCUGACUCUUUGCUGUAUAUUUUCAUAAGGAAGGAUGCAAAUAGCAUGUUUAGAUUUUUGUGUUGUAAGAAGCUGCAUGAAAAUCAGGUGUAGCUCUUCAAUUCAGCAACUGCCAUGUUAAUCGAACCAGCAAAUACGCGACUGAGAAGCCUUGAAUUUGAACUGUUAGACUGCAAAAAACAAUUGUGAUUCCCUAUAACACAAGGUGUAUAAAGUUUUAUUUGUGUAAAGUAUCAAAGACAGCACAGAAAACAAUUUAUCGCAUUUAAGCACUUUACUGAUUUUGCUCAUCAUUACUCACAUUUCUGUCAAUCCCUGUGAGCAUAAUUAGAUUUCAGGAAAUGCUAGUUAGCAGCUACUCUCUUUCUAUGUUGUUUCUUCAUCAGUUACUUUCAACCAUAAUCAACCAGCAGCAGCUCAUUGUCAGGUAAACCCAUUUCUUUUGCUCUUUAUCUCUUGCUCUUUUGCUUAGACAUUGUCUUGGGAUCAACUUAUCAGAUUCACAAUAUUAAUUUCAUUUUGAAUUUACUGUGUAUGAAAUUGGUGACAAAACUGGUAAAAAUUUGUACUAUACAAAUAAUCUUUCAUGUAUGUUCUCCUUAUUAGUUUCAGUUUAUCUUUCCAUAAGAUGACAUAUCUCUGCCAUUGCAACACCCAACUUAAUCACUUGCAUUUUAUGCAUCUUGUGCACUUUAUUCCUUUUUCAAUAAUGGUAUUCAUUUAGUAGUUGUUGAAUACUCUUGUCUAUUUUUUGUUAAUAAAAUUAAUUGUAUUACACUUGUGUCUUCUGUGUUGGUAAUACAGUAAGAGGCUGUACAAGGUAGCUAUCCCACCAAUCUUUCAGAUAAAUCACAUGACCAGUUCCAUCCAGUUUGCAUUAAUUAUAAAUGAUGGAACUACUGAACCACUGAACCAAAUUUAAGAGAGGUGAGAGGUGGUCAUCUGAUGUACUCACAACCGCACUUAAAGUGACACGUGAUCCACAAGUUACAACAUUAUCGGUGACGUGACUACCCGUCACUACAUUAUUUCAUCUUCCUGAGUGGGUGAAAGUAAA
Labeo rohita (rohu) is the source of this 3832-nucleotide messenger RNA. Its product is annotated as G-protein coupled receptor 4-like. The transcript is spliced from 2 exons. NCBI's taxonomy places the organism in Eukaryota, Metazoa, Chordata, Actinopteri, Cypriniformes, Cyprinidae. Gene Ontology annotation, molecular function: G protein-coupled receptor activity. Gene Ontology annotation, cellular component: membrane. The coding region runs from base 1957 to 2868 and encodes 303 amino acids. Gene Ontology annotation, biological process: phospholipase C-activating G protein-coupled receptor signaling pathway; positive regulation of Rho protein signal transduction. The record is from RefSeq and is a predicted model, not a curated record.